This is a messenger RNA of Calypte anna (Anna's hummingbird), 1202 nucleotides long. RefSeq names its product G protein subunit gamma 10 (gene GNG10). Gene Ontology annotation, biological process: G protein-coupled receptor signaling pathway. Gene Ontology annotation, cellular component: heterotrimeric G-protein complex. Bases 133 to 339 code for a protein of 68 amino acids. The transcript has 3 exons. Gene Ontology annotation, molecular function: G-protein beta-subunit binding. The record is from RefSeq and is a predicted model, not a curated record. Lineage: Eukaryota; Metazoa; Chordata; Aves; Apodiformes; Trochilidae.
AGCCCCGGCCCCUCCUCGGGGAGGCUCCUGGGGAAGCCUAGCCCAGUCUGGGGGAGCCCACUCCAAACGAGCCGAGCCGAGCCGAACCGAGCCGAGCCACCCGUCUGUCUCCGCGGUGCAGGCGUCCUGGGGAUGUCGUCGGGCGGCAGCCUGAGCACCAUGCAGCGGCUGGUGGAGCAGCUGAAGCUGGAGGCGGCCGUGGAGAGGAUCAAGGUCUCUCAGGCAGCUGCAGAACUCCAGCAGUACUGCAUGCAAAAUGCCUGCAAAGAUGCCUUGCUUGUUGGGGUUCCUGCAGGGAGCAAUCCCUUUCGAGAGCCCCGGUCCUGUGCUCUUCUCUGAAAUCAGACAAGAUCAUCAGAGAGUUGCCUUCAAGCAAGAGGUGAAUAGCAACUGCCUUUCCUUCACAAGAAAGUCUCUUUCUGUGUCCCAGCCUUUGUGUGGCUAAACCAAUGUUUAUUUACCUGUUUGUUCUUCUGUAUCUGUACUUCACUACCUUUUGCUAAUGUUUGUGAAUUUUUUAAUGUAACUCUUAGUCUUUUCACAAUCACCACUGUUGCUACACUAGUAUAUCUUAACUAUAGAAAUGUUACUUGAAAUUUACAUUUUAGGAAGAAAAACACACGAAUUUCUACCAAAUUACUUUUAUUUUGGUAAACUAUAAUAGUAAAUACUAUUUGGGUUUUUUUCUGAAAUAAAACAUCCAAAAAAGUGAAUGGUUAAAGUACAAAACUAAAUGCUGUUAUUACUGAAAUAGUUUUCUCAGUGGGAAUUCUGCUUCCACUAGCAAGAUCUGGAACCAACAAGUUUUUUUUUUGAAGUGUAUGUAGGUCUGUGAAUGACACAAUAUGUAGCACAGAGUUGAUUCCUAAGGCAUGUUUCUUUCAACACUUCUAAUCUGUAAUAUUCUCCUAAUUUGUAUUUGUAAAGGUACUGCUGUGGUGGGAUUUCCUUGAUGUUUUUAAAAUGUGACCAAACAGAUACUAAAAAUCCAUGAACAUCCAAAUACAGGUGCAUGCAUAGCUGUCAAAGUUUGCAGUACACAAAACUUUGUAAUAGUUUUAGUGCUUGGUCAUUUGCCUUCAGUUUUAUAGAGCACUUUUACAAGGACGACUAACUUUUUAAAUAGUUUUUUUGAGUUUUUUCUACUUUCUAUUGUUUGUAUUAAUCUUUUAGAAGUUUGGAAAUAAAAUUCCUUUCACCAA